CAUGGAAAUCCACAGUGACUGUGAGAUCCAGCAGAGCUGUACCGAUGGAAAUGGAAGUCUGUAGACAGUCUCAGGAGGCCAUAGUGUCCAGUCCCGCAGCUGAAUCAGGAGGCUGUUUUCAAUGGGGAGGCUUGUGUCUAUAGCAAGCUCCCACCAUGGCCAGGCAUCUAUUGUUUGCACAGGGGUUGUUUGAUAAGCAUUAUGUUCUUCAGAAGAUGCCUACUCCAGGAGUCAAAAUAGCAUGAAAUUUAAUUUUAUGCCUAUUUGACAAAGCUUGAUUUCACCUCCAAUCAGCAGUGGCGAUAAGAGCCCUCGGCACAAGUGUGCGGGGUAGUUUGGCAGCUGUGACUGUGGAUUUAAUAGGUGAAUCGACAGGAACAGCACUUGAAAAUCCCCAGGGUAGUCAACCAUUAAGGUGAGCCCUAUCUUCCGUCCCCCAGCUCCCUUUCUGCAGUGUUCUCUGGUUGCUGGGCACUAAAGCAAACCAAAGCUCUGUUUACCAAGUCUACUAUUACAAUACAGCUACCAAAUAUUUGCCAGCCGUCAGCACUGCUCCACCACUAUAAAUACUUCGGCCCCAGAUGGAAAGACUGCCGGGGGCAGGAGCUGGGAGCCCAUGCAUGGCGGGACUGUGGCGGCUCGAGUGAGUCCAAAGGCCGGUGGUGCCCAUCUCUAAGUGAGCUGAGAUGGCUGCAGGAGUAAUCAGGAACCCAGCAGAGUUCAGACUGCCCACUUCCUUUCAGCACUCAUUUCUCCACCCUGCUGUCCAUCAGGAUAGGGAUUUUCAAGAAUUGUCUGAGGAGGAGGAAGAUGAGGAGGAGGAGGAGGAGAUGGAGGAGGUGGAAUUACAGGGCAAUCCCACUGCUCCUAUUCCUGGUGGAGAGAGACAAGAAGUCACAGCCACUGCCAGCCUACAUGAUGCAGAAAUGACCCUACAGCUCCUCAGGUUCUCAGAGCUGAUCAGCAGUGACAUCCAGAGGUACUUUGGGAGAAAGGCCAAGGAGGAGGACCCUGACUCCUGCAACAUCUAUGAGGACUGCUUCUCCCCACAAAGAUCAGGGCGGGAGCUGUACUAUGCAGACCUGAUGCACCUUGCCCAGAGUGGGGAACUGGAUGCUGAGGACUCCCACAGUGCUCAGGUGCCCUUGGGGCAGCUAGACCAGCAGCUUUGGAGGUCCAUUUGUAACAAAGACGGAGGGCAGAAGCUGGGACCACUGGCUGAGCUCUUCGAAUAUGGCUUGAGGCAGUACAUCAAGCAGACAGUCUCUGACAGCAGAAGGCUGCGGCUGGAGAAGAAGUAUGCCCACAUCACCCCCAUGCACAGGAGGAAGCUGCCACCAUCCUUUUGGAAAGAGCCCUCUCCUGGCCCUGCAGGCAUCCUCAACACAAACACGCCUGACUUCAGUGACCUCCUUGCCAACUGGACUGUUGAGCCUGGGCAGGAGCUGCCCAAUGCCAGCAGGGAGCUGGCCAGUGAACUGGGCCGGCAAGCCAUGGAAGCUGAUCAGUUCAAUGUGCUGUGAGGCAAAGGUGCCAGGGCUCCAGUCAGCUUCACUGAGUCCCAUGGGCUGGGACCAAGCUAGGGGCUGCUGGAAAGAAGCUACCUGCUCCUAAGGUACCGAGGGCUUUGUCCAAAUGGGAAUUCACACACCCUGCCACCUGCCCUGUCCCAAGUGACUGUGGGUGAGAGUGCCAUAUUUCUUCUUGUGCCCACUUUCAGCCCCAUUCUAGUUUGUAGGCAGCACGCAGGAACCAGGCUGAUGCCUGGCACAUUAACCUUGGGCCUUAUCUUGCCCCUGCUUUUUAAGUAUGAUGGGCUUUGGACUUCUGCCAGUUGCAGCAUCAGCCUUUGUGCCAGUCCCAUCAAACUACCCAUGUCUAUGUGUUCUGCAGGGAUGGCAGGGAUACUGGGCAGUGCCAAGGUGCAGCUGCCGCCAUAUGAUAGCCACAUCCUUGCCAUGUGCCACCUUGGUUAAUGAUAAAACUGGCUUUGCUUUUACAAGAGAAGGUUCUAAUGGUGUCAGUGGGGCUUUGGAAAUGGACUUUCUCAGCUGGAAUGUGCCAAGGCCUGAGAGCUGCUGUAGCAAGGAGCAUGUUUAAUUUUAUUUUCCUCUGAUUGUAACAGGAAUGACUAGGGUGAAUAAACCCUUCAUUGCAGUG
Molecule: messenger RNA, 2160 nt
Organism: Gavialis gangeticus (Gharial)
Lineage: Eukaryota; Metazoa; Chordata; Crocodylia; Gavialidae
Gene: PERCC1
Exons: 2
Coding region: 687-1523 (278 amino acids)
Source: RefSeq, a predicted model, not a curated record